UGCUGACAGUCUUUUGAUCUCCACUGUGGUUUCAAUGGCUGUUGUUGUCUCAAGGUUGCCAUGAAUGAAUGGAUUGUGGUUAGUUGGGUUGGAGCGGCGAGGGGGCCCAAAUUACAGUGUGUCUGAAAUAAAAUUCCACGCAUGAGUGGAGUGUAUAUACCCAACUGUCACCAAGAAGGGGGAGGCCAAUAUUUCUCAUAGUUUAGUCACUGUUGUUCUGUUUCAAGCGGAUCAUCAUUAGCUUUGUGAACGACUGCUGCAUGGUAUGAGACUAGGAAAGUAGGGGUUGUGUACAAUCAACAUGGCAUCGGAACCAGUCUGUGUCGAGGACUUUGAGCCGUACCUCAAGGCGACUGUUUCGGACUGGCUCUGGCAGUUCUUUAGAUGCGGGGCAGACGGUGAGCAGACGCUGCGAGACAAUCCACUGGCCUUUCAGAGGUAUCGUCUUCGACCGCGAUGUUUGAGGGACGUGUCUCAGCGAGACAUCAGCACCUCUAUACUCGGUCAUCGCUUGUCAUUUCCCGUUGGUGUGUCUCCCACGGCCCGUCAGACCUUUGUGCAUCGUGAUGGGGAGGUUGCAACUGCAAAGGGAGUGUCCAAUGUUGGUUCUGCCAUGAUUCUGAGCAUGUGGUCCAACAGGAGUCUGGAGGACGUGGCUGCAUCAGUGCACCCUGACACGCCACUGUUGCUUCAGCUUAACCUCAUACGCGACAAAGGCAGACUGGAGGCGUUGAUCAGACGGGCCGAGGUAGCAGGCUUCAAAGCUUUGGUGGUAACGGCAGACCAACCAGUGCUGGGAAACAAAAUUCACUUAAAAAGAAGAAAAGCAGAUUUGUACCCGACCUUUCCGCAACUUCUAUUGCCUGGAGAGGAUACUAUUACCCCAGAGAAAGCUCGUGGAUUAAUUACAGAGACAGAGUCACUGACUUGGAAAGACAUCUUGUUGCUGAGGAGAAUUACGUCACUUCCGGUCGUGCUGAAAGGUAUUCUCACAGCUGAAGAUGCAAGAGAAGCUGUGAAGCAUGGUGCCGCUGGUGUCCUGGUGUCUAACCACGGUGGCCGGCAGCUGGACGGGGUACCAGCUACCAUCGACGUCUUGGCGGAGAUAGUCGACGCAGUACGUGGCUCCAAUGUUGAGGUGUAUCUUGACGGAGGAGUACGUAAAGGCACCGAUGUCCUCAAGGCCCUUGCUCUGGGAGCACGAGCCGUCUUCGUCGGCCGACCGGCAAUCUGGGGGCUUGCUUUCGACGGGGAGAAAGGAGUUGAAAAAGUUCUUGGGAUUCUCAAAGAAGAAUUUAGCCGGGCCAUGGCACUAUGUGGUUGUUCCUCGCUAUCGGACAUUACACCAGAUUUGAUUGUUACGGUGCCCGACAACAAGAUUGCAAAAACGUAGACCUAACUGUUCUAUGAUAAAACAAGGACGCUUGCAGACCCCAUGACUAUACAGAAUAGCCAGAAUAGCUUCAAGAAGUACUGAUCGACGAGAAAAGAAAAUGGCGAUACUUCCAGGUUCGGUUCCUCUGUCCGUGGGAGACUUUGAGACGCUUAUAGUGGCAGCAAACACAUUUUGUUAUUGUUGGCGUCAUUCUGAACGUUAGGUGGUGCAACAUACUGAUGAUACAAUUACUGUGUCUUGGUGCAUAGUCCCAACCUCGUCCCCAGUGCUUUCUUUAUUUCCAACCUCGUUUCCAAUAGUAAGCCCUGGAUAGGAAACUUUCUUCCUGUAUCCUGAUUCGAUUUGCUAGUAAUGAUUUAUAUCGUGUAGUUUGUGUUGUUAUUUCCAACAUACAUUACCGGUUUUCACGAUUAUUAAGGGAAUAAAUGUGUGUGCUCGGGAGGUUUUAAUCACUCUGUUUAAGACCGCUUGGAGUCUGGGUGCUGAUAAUGAGAAUGAAGUGAUAAAACAUGCCAUUUUUAUUAAUCACGGUUUGCCUACAUGAGUGGCAGAGCAAUGUAGGCCUGCAGAACCUUUGCCUGGGCCGCACAACAUGAGAACACAUCCAAAUUUCUUUCUGAAAUACGAUUAGCCCGCCGCUAGCGGGCCGUGCUGUUUUGACUAGCAUUUGGCUGGCGGACUACCACUAAAGUCGAAUCCUAAUUUCCCCAUACCAAAAUCCCAUACAGUUAUUUACUAAACCAAACCAACAAAUAAAGGAGUAAAACAAUUCACAUAUUUAAGCCUAAGAGUACUGAUUUUCAAAGCAAUUAAAGACUGCAUUUAAUUACCACAAACACUCACAACACGAGAUAUAGAUAUAAAAUACGAUUCGGAAAGACAACAUUUUAAGCGCCAAAACCGUUUGUGAAUAUUUUUUAUUGGGGGAGGGGAUUUUUUCAUCGGCGUUUAACCGAACCAAAAAUCAGGCCAUAAUUUUUUUAUCGUGCUGCGCCGAUGUCGUGACAAUGUUGUGUCUGAUACACACGCACAACACAUUAAAGACGACUGAGCGAACAUUAUUGUUGUGUAUUUUAGUUCCAGAAAAACCCGCAGUAUGGCGGCAAAAGCCUCUUACAGGCGCACCGAGCAGUUGUUAUGUUCACCCCAUUGGAUAACGCACCGUCAGCGGUCCACACACUGCACCGCAUCAGCUCCUCAGUGAACGCGGUUUUAGGUGAUUCUGUGGCCCGUGCGGUGCAGUCCCCUCACAUUAGAAAACCACUCGGUCGCCUCGGAGUGCGCCUCACCAAAUAUCAGGCCAUUUCGGCGUUUCCAUGCUGUUCCAAAUUCAGUUGCCAUCCCUCCUCGUUUGUGUUAUACAGAAAUGUGAACACUGUGAUGCAGAAAAUCGCCCUGAUAAUACAGUUAAAAAAGCCAGGAAGACACC
Messenger RNA from Patiria miniata (bat star), 2825 nucleotides. RefSeq names its product hydroxyacid oxidase 1-like. NCBI's taxonomy places the organism in Eukaryota, Metazoa, Echinodermata, Asteroidea, Valvatida, Asterinidae. Bases 302 to 1393 code for a protein of 363 amino acids. The record is from RefSeq and is a predicted model, not a curated record. Gene Ontology annotation, molecular function: FMN binding; oxidoreductase activity. The transcript is spliced from 9 exons.